AAGGAAACACAACCAUCCCUUACUAUGGCAGUGGCACGUCUCCAAGCAAUCCUCGCAUGCCUUCCUUGCGGUACCGCAGAAGCCAAAGAUGAGACCUAUCCCAACGAAAAAGCCGCGCUACUCUCCGCCGCUACAUCCAACUCACGUCUUACCGCUGAGACUGCCGACAAUGUUAUCGCAAUCCUCCUGACCACGUCCCUCACCGGCCCAGCCCUCCACAUGCAGCUCGACUCCGUCGUCGGCGCAUCGGGCUGGCGCUCCAACAUGGCCAAAUACGUCCUAGAAAAGCUCACUGCCGCGCUGCAGGCGUCGCACGAGAGACUCGGCCCAACCAUCCGCAGCGCCUACCAUCGCGCAUGGGAAGCAGCGCAAAGUAUCGAAGGCUUCGUCAUCGAGCAUCCCGUCAUGUGCACCGUCAUUGCCCUGGGCGUACUUGCAGUCGUCGCGCCGUGGGUACUCGAAGCGCUCGGUUUCACAGAGUUGGGGCCAGUCCAAGGUACCUUCGCUUCCUGGUGGCAGUCGGCCUACGCUGGCCUGGUACCGAAGCGCUCACUGUUUUCCUUUUUCCAGCGUUUGGGCAUGGUGAAGUGGCACUGGGUUCUGGUCUGAGAGGCAAUAAAGCUUGGUUAUCUUCUCUCCGCGGUUCUCAUUUGCCAGGAGGUUCCUUCCGGGGUGAUUUUCAGGGAAGCGGGGAAGAAACCAGAUGUAGAACAGAUAUUGAAGGAGCCGAUAUAGCUGCAGGCUGAAGGA
Molecule: messenger RNA, 750 nt
Organism: Alternaria alternata
Lineage: Eukaryota; Fungi; Ascomycota; Dothideomycetes; Pleosporales; Pleosporaceae
Exons: 2
Coding region: 25-609 (194 amino acids)
Cellular component (GO): membrane
Source: RefSeq, a predicted model, not a curated record